AUGGCUGCAUGCGCGCGUGAGGGCGGCUGGGAACAGCAGCAGAAAGGUCAGGGCGACGAAGGAGACCUGGACUUCGUCGCACAGGAAGAGGAGGUGUGGGAACAGGAGGGGGGAAAGCCCAGGGAGGACAACGGAACGAUAGCGGAAGAGCAGCAGAGACUGGUGGAGCAGCAACUGGCGGAGUUUAUCAGACACAUGGAUCCGAACGCGGCAAAAGACUUCCCCUGCAAAGAGGCGACCAAGGAUGUUCAAGGCGCCGAAGUAGCGGGCCAGCGAAAGGGAAGGAAACAGGCGACGUCCGCGGGCGGCGAGGAAGUGAUCAUCGACGUUCCGGUCGACAAGAAGACGGCGGAAAAGCUGCAGCUGGCGCUCCGCCUGGCGGCGGACGUGCACGAGAGAGCGGAAAAGGAGCUGGAGGAGCUGCAGAUCCUGGCGCGCGAGUACGCCCAGAAAGCCGGUGCGUCACCUCAAGACCUGGGUUUCGAUAAAGAGCUCUUGAAGCCGCCCUGCGAAGCCCCCGAGACCGCCGAGACUUACGAAACCCCCGCAGUCUCCGAGGUUCUCGAAGCCCCCCGCGCGCUCGCGGCCGCGGUCACGCCCGCGCCCGCGCGCGGGCUGGUGACGUCAGUGGUAAUGCUGCCUGUCACCGUGGUGGAGGCGGCCGCGAACGCGGCCGCGAGCGCCGUCGAGGGCACGUUCGAGGUGACGAUGGACGUCGCGGAGGCGGCCGCGAACGUGACCGCGGCCGCGGUGGACGCGGCCGAGAGCACGCUCGAGGCGGCCGUGCGCGCGGUGAAGGAGGGCGUGCGCGAGGUGGCGGACGUCGCGAAGAGCCUGGUGGGGGGCGCGACGGAGAAAGUCGAAGUCGCGGCCGCAAAAGUGAAGGAAACGGCGGUCGAAGCCCCCAAGCGUGCGGUCCAAACUGUGAAGGGUGGAGCGGAAUACGUCGCGGGAACCGUGAAGGAAGGAGCGGAACGCGUGACGGAGACCGCGAAGGGCACGGCGGCCGUGGCUGAAAAGAAAGCGGAGGAGGUGGUGGAAACGGGCAAGGGCUUAGUCGGCAAAGCCGAAGAGAUGGUCGAGGAGACGGUCAAGGAAGUGACCCACGUGACGCGGCGCGCGGUUGAAACCGUCGAGGAAACGGCGGUCCGUCCCGCGGUCGAAGCGGUAUCCGAGACGGCAACCAAAGCGUACGAAACUGCAAAGGGGGCGGCCGAAAGCGUAACCGAGACCGUCACCGAGCCCGGGAAGGAGGCCGCGGGCCUGGCAGAGGAGGCCGCGAGGACCGUCAAGGAGGUGGGCGAGAACCUUUACGAAGAUACCAAGGAGGCGACCGAGAUCACCAUGGAGGCGGUCAAGCAUACUGUCGAGGAAAUUAUGGAGCAGGAGAGCAAGGUGCAAGCGGCCGUUAUGGGACAGCUGGAAGGAGGCGGGGCGGAAGGGGAGCAAGGGACCAAGGGUCCGGAAGUUCCCGCUGGCAAGGGUCCUGAGGCAGAGGAGUCCGGCAAGGGAGCGACAAAAGGGGCCAGCGACGUGGAGCUCGAGGAGGCGGGACGCGAGUCCUCUGAGGGCGGCGCCACGCUGCCAAGGACGCGCAAAGUGCGCUUCAGCGAGCGAGUCGAAGAGGCGGUGGCAAACCUGAAUCAGAUCGAGGAGGAGGUCGAGAUUGCCAAAGAGAAGCUGAGCACCGUCGUCGAGUAG
This is a messenger RNA of Klebsormidium nitens, 1701 nucleotides long. The record is from the annotation of a GenBank genome assembly. Lineage: Eukaryota; Viridiplantae; Streptophyta; Klebsormidiophyceae; Klebsormidiales; Klebsormidiaceae.